Messenger RNA from Dibothriocephalus latus, 1377 nucleotides. The record is from the annotation of a GenBank genome assembly. NCBI's taxonomy places the organism in Eukaryota, Metazoa, Platyhelminthes, Cestoda, Diphyllobothriidea, Diphyllobothriidae.
AUGGCCGCUCAGGUCGCAACCGCAGCCGCGAAGACAGAUGCCAAGGUCGCGACUCAUAGCUCAUCACAGGCCAUUGCUUUGGCCGUAACUCAAAUACUCUCUGGUCAAGAUCCCGACGACUACUGCACAAAAUAUCAGCCGCUCUAUAGAGUAAAACCUGAUUGUGUGGUAGAAUUUCCUGAUAGAAAAAAUUACAAUGAAUUCCCUGUGGUAUGCCCUGUUCAUGGAAUACUGUGUAAGCCGGGGGAAGGUGCGUUUAAGAAAGGAAAACCGAAGGAGUGUGCCUACGGUUGCCCGAAGCACUGUCCACCGAAGGGGACUGGAUUGCCCUCAUUUUACGCCUUUGGAGUCCCCAAGGCCAAGGACUCUAUCCAGGAGUACCUGGAUUACGUUUGGAAGUAUGGUCUUGCCUUUCCACCACCACCGAAGCCAAUAUCUGGGGGCGCCUCCGACAAACUGGCGAACCAGUUGCUACCUUUACGUGGUAAUUCGUUGGCAUGUCGGCCUAGGAGCCCGUGUGUGGUAGGUAGCCAUUCAGUAAGAGCUAGAAGGCCAGAGGAGUGUGAUCGUCCUGAAACACCAAUCGAAAAUGUCUCGCUAACACAUGUCUACCACUAUGUCAAGGACCUCGGAGUUGAGAACGAGGAGUGGAAACUGUUCUAUUCUCAGCUGUGUCGCGUCAAGCCAGAAGGAUUUGUACAGAGACCAAUUGCUCAAGACGUUUAUGUUUGCCGGAAGCCCAAACAUAAACAGGAACUACUGGUUAAACUAUUGCCGAAUAACAAGUGCUUCAUUUAUAACAUCAAUUACAAUGACUUCUUCGGCCAGCCAGACGUGCACUAUGCGGACCAAGUGAUGGAGUUUAAUCACAAUUAUCUAGAAGAUGCACCACAACCAUACACAUCAUCUCAUGCGGAUUCGAUGGACAAAUUUAUCCUUCGUCUUAGGCCAUGUCCGUACUUACGUUGGCUUACCCUCCGCGUUUACGAGUGUGCGAUAAUUAAUGAAUUUACACUGCCAAGGAAGACCAUGAACAACAUGCGAAGUCAUCGGGACCUGGGAUUCACUAUUCACAAAGGUCGGAUCACAGCGGUCGAUCAUGACUCGCCCGCGAAGAUCGCGGGCUUUGAACCGGACUAUCACAUAAUAGAGGUCGAUCGUCAGAAUGUCGUCCGAUGUCCUGACUCGCAAAUUAUUCGGCUCAUGCGAACGGCCCUCAAUACAAAUCGUCAAAGACGAUGUGAGGUCGUGGUUCUACAUGAACGGAUCUAUCAGACUCUUGAGGAGCCGAAAGUUGGUAAACUUCACAGGAUCAUCUGUAACAAGGGCUUCCACCUCGACCGCUGGGUCAGACUCAGCCCAUAUGGACUUGAGUAG